CCUCAGGUCGAUAGCAAACGAGCUAACUAGCUCCACACAGCCAAAACACCGCGAAAGAAGCAUAGCGGCGAAAACCCGCGGGUUACUUAUUUAAAUCUAUUUUUUAUUUAUUUAUUUAUAUGUUUAAACAUUAAAUCGGUUAUUUGCAGAAACCGGGACGGAAGGAGAGGAGAAUGGUCGUCCCUGAUGGUGGAAGUGUCCUCCAGCCAGCGGACAGCGGUGAUGCAGACGAGGUGCUGUCCAGCUCGGAGCCGGAGUUCGGUCCCAAUCUGACCGCGGUGGAGCUGCAGGAGGUGCGUAAGCUGCAGGAGCUGGUACGCCGUCUAGAGGUCCAGAAUCAAGCCCUGCGCAACAGGGGCAGCAAACUCGCCAGCAACAGCAACCUCUCCACCGGAGCUAACAGGAAUAACCUGCACGGGGCCAUGGACACUUCUCCCGGAGCAGAGGAUGCUGGGAACCUGGCGGGCAGCAGCAGCGGUGAGGACAUGUCUCCGCUGCCCGAGGCCUCCAGGCCGGAGGAGGAUGGGUUCUUAGGCUCCAAACAAACUCUGGGACGCUUCGAGCCGAGUCUGUCUCCGGAUCUCUGUGAUUCAGAGACGCUGGGAGCAAGGGAUGUGGGUAUGGGCCAGUCCGGCCUGGACGAGGUGGAUGAGCUUGACUUAGAGACGUGCGCUCAGACCGAGGAUGAAGACAGUUGGUUGUACGUUUCACCAAAGAAGCAGGUUGCGGCUGAACUGGGGCCUGAAUCACCGCUCAAAUGGAGUCGAAAAGUUCUCGAUCAUCCCAGUCCAGAGACCGAGGUCGCCUGUCGCACGCUCAUCAACCGGCUAGACCAAACGUCUAGAUGGAAGAACGUGUACAGUAGCCCAUCUCAGUCCAGUGAGGCUGGCGUCUCGGCGUCCUCGUCUGCUGGGUACCUCAAAUCAACUAACAAAACACUACUAACCUCUGGCAGCUCAGGUUGCAUGGGCGUUCCCUCUGCUCUCAGCUCACAGUCGUCUAUUGACAGUGAGUUAAGCACCUCAGAUGACUCCAUCUCCAUGGGCUACAAGCUUCAGGACCUGACUGAUGUUCAGAUAAUGGCUCGUCUGCAGGAGGAGAGUCUCCGGCAUGACUACGCCUCUACCUCGGCCUCGCGCCGCAGCUCCUCGGGCUCCCUGCAGUCUCUGCGUCGAGGCACCUACAGCGACCAGGAGCUGGACUCCUACAGUCAGGAGGACGAGGAGGACGAGUGCUGCUCUCUGCCACAGCGGCUCCAGCGCUACUCGCCCUCCUCCCACGGCUCGCCCCGCCGCCCACGAAUGUCCCGCCGCUCGCUGCGGGGCCCGGGGCCCAAGAGCGAGGAGGAGCUCAGGCACAGCAUGCCUAACCUGACCCCGCGCAGCGGCCUGCAGUCUCUGGACGCAGUCAGAAACAGCCGCAGCAUGGAGGCUAACUUACAGAGCUCAGGCAACCGCACGUCCCAUCUGCCCCAGUCCCCCACAGGUGUAUCAUCUGCGAGGAUGAGGGCUGAUGGCCAGUCCCCUCUCUAUCUGCGGACUCCCAUGAAAGCCCUGAGCCCCGUCAGCUCGAUGUCUGCGCUGCGACAGCAGGUCAAAGGGCCAGCGAGUGCCCAGGGAGGGCUGAGGAGGGUGCAGUCGCCCGGUCCCAACAACGGGGCGUCAUACUCCGCUGCUGUCGCCCGGCAAACGCCAGGAAGAGGCUUGACACCCGCUUCACCUUCAUCCAGAGGCAGACUUCCACAGACGCCCAGGAGCAGAUCACUGGGAAUGAGCAAACCGUGCGCUCCCGUCGCUGACGAGGCCUGGAAAGAUGGUUGUUACUGAAAUACUGAGAACUUCAGCUGUUUUCCUCAGAAAGACAUGGCAGAGAAAAAUCCCUAAAACCGGAGCCUCCACAACGAGAGGAACAAUGGAUCGGACACAGUUUGCGUUCAAAGACGACAACAAAUUGUAAUAUCUGCUUGAUUUUCAGAUAUCAGUAUACUUGUAUUUUCAUGAGAAUGGGGGAGUAUGAGAACUUGAAUAAUGAAAAAGGUUUGAUGUCCUGUAAUACUUGUUGUUUUUGUGAAACAAUGUGUGGAAUUUAAUUCCUAAAUGCUGUGGAGUAACCUGAUGUUGGUUUUGCAUGUCUAUCUAUUUUUAGAAAUGAAGGAUAUAUUAUUUUUAUUUGUGGGGGGGGAGAAUGUGAGAAUUUUUAAUUUGAUGAAGGAAUCGUUGUAUUCUGUAAAGCCAGAAAUGUGUCUGUUUUGUAUCGUCAAGACAUAGCAAUAGUUUUCACAAAAAUUGACCUCAGAGAAGAAAAUAAUUUAAUUUUAAUUUAAUUUUAAUGGAGAUCACAGCAAUGUGCCUCGGUGCAUUACUACUGUUCCUUACUUCAGUGCUUGAAGUUACUACACUUUCACUUCAGCUGGAAGUGUGAUGCCUGUAUAGUCUAGGUUUAAAUAUGCACUAAGCCAGUACAAUUGGAAAUAUAUGAGUAUGCAAUGAUAAUGGAGUGCCUCAGAAAAUCAAUAAAUCAAUUUCAGCAAUAAA
This is a messenger RNA of Sinocyclocheilus rhinocerous, 2534 nucleotides long. Its product is annotated as SLAIN motif-containing protein-like. The transcript has 9 exons. The record is from RefSeq and is a predicted model, not a curated record. Gene Ontology annotation, biological process: cytoplasmic microtubule organization; positive regulation of microtubule polymerization; microtubule nucleation. The coding region runs from base 174 to 1826 and encodes 550 amino acids. Lineage: Eukaryota; Metazoa; Chordata; Actinopteri; Cypriniformes; Cyprinidae. Gene Ontology annotation, cellular component: microtubule plus-end.